GCCUGCGCUCCCGGGGGACGCGCGGCCGCGGGCCGGGCCGCUCCAUGGCCAAGCGGCGCGCGGAGCCGUUGGUGUGUCACGUGCCCUUCAAACGCCGCCUGCCCGAGCCGCCGCCCCGCGCCGCCGCCGCCGCCGCGCCCGAGCGGCGCCCCCGCCCCGCGCCGAAGCGGCAGCUGGAGGAGGCCGAGGCGCCGCCGGGGAAGCGGCCCGGGCUGCGGGGCGGCAGCCCGCGGGCGGAGCCGGGCGAGGCGCCGGCCCGGCGGCGGCGGCGCGAGGGGCCCGCGGCGGCGCCGCAGGAGGCGGGAGGCGCAGGGGGCCGCGGCAAGGAGCGGGCCGCCGCCGCCCAGCAAGAAGAAGAAUUUUGUCAAUAUAAUUCAUUUCUAUAUUGGAGAACACCGUUGCCUACUCUUGAUUUAUCUGACAUUCAGGAUCUAGAUGGAGAGACUGCACCGGAAACUAAAACUCCUUCAAGGACUGAUACCAUGGAGACUGAAAUGGAGACCUGAUCAGUUAUUUUAUAGCUGUACAUCUAUUUGCAUGAAAGCAAAUUUUUCUAUCUGGGAGAACAAUUAGCAUGCUUCUGACUUUUUGAAGAAAAAGUGUUAAUAUCAGUCUGCAAAAGCAAGAUUGAGUUGUCUAAGCUGGUGAAAGAAUCACUCUUAAAAACUUACCAGUAAGCUGGCUGGAGAGGUAAUUAAUCUAUCCAGUGAGGAAGAUGCUAUGCUUGUCUAGCCAGAAUGCUUGAAAACAUGGAAGCAAACGAAAAGAAAAUGACGGAAAAUUGUAACUGGAUGUUAUUUUUAAGAAACAGCUUGAUAUGUAACAUACAGGAAAGAAAUGGAAAAUCAUUCCGCCUGUCGUGAACAAAAAGUUGUAAUUGUAAUACAUGGAAGUGAAAUCUUUAUCUUGUGGAUUUAUUUUAAAACAUAUUCCCCAGAACUGCAGAAUUUCCUAGUGCAUUUUUUCCCUUUAAUAGCUAAACCAAAAAAUAAAGAUCCCACCAAAACCAAACUGAACAUUCCCUUUUCUGUGCAAACCAAAACCAGCUGUGGUUGGGAGGGGGAAGAAAAAGGGAUUCUUUUCUUCUGAAAGCUGUUAGUGUUCUCAGAGUUGCUUCACAGUCUCCUAGUGAUCGCCCAAAGCAAUGAGCCGCUAGCUUUUGGGGUUUUGGUCCAUUCCCAAGUUAAUGCUAUUCUUACUCUUCAUUACAUUAGCCCUGAACCAACUAGUAAUGCAAUGAUAGGCAUGUGCAAAGCUGUCAAGAAAAGUUAGUGCAGUGUAAAAUUAUCAUGUACGCUUUUUCAAACUUAACUGACUGAGGUCCAGUUUUUGCAGACUACAGAUCUUGCAGUUUCUUUUUUUUUUUCCCCCACAAGUUCAUUGAAUUAUUGGAUCUUUAUUGUGAAUGAUGACGUUAAUCCUUAUCUUUUUUUUUAAUUUAUAAUAAAAUACUUAUCUCCGAUAAUAGACUGAAAUUUAAAGUUGUAUUGACAGACUGUCAGACCUUGAAAAUGUGAUUUGUAUUUAAGUAGAGUGAGUACAUCUGGGAUUUUUGUUGGGAUCAUCUCCGAAUAAGGCAACUUGUGAAUUUUUAAUAAUGUAUUUGUUAACAAUAAAGUUUUGCCUUUGUGUGUUAGAA
This is a messenger RNA of Rhea pennata, 1639 nucleotides long. RefSeq names its product chromosome Z C9orf40 homolog (gene CZH9orf40). The record is from RefSeq and is a predicted model, not a curated record. Bases 45 to 506 code for a protein of 153 amino acids. The transcript has 2 exons. Lineage: Eukaryota; Metazoa; Chordata; Aves; Rheiformes; Rheidae.